UCGUAUUAUUAGCGAAUUCCAUUUCUUACUGGUGCCCAGUACGCCACAUAGUAGGUACCUUGUGGCAGCAAACUACUAGAUCCGACUGGAUAACUCCAGUCCUGUUCGUUACCGACCCGAAAUCUACGGGAUUAGGACCAACAACUCCUCAUCCUCCAACUCGCAACAAAGCAACAUUUCCCUCUAAGUACACUGAACUUUCGACAGGUUCUAGUAGCCAGUACGAGUUAUGGAUAGCAAGAUACCUUUUGACGAGCCUCCUCCCUAUUCAGCCACAUCAACUACUCCUCCAUAUUCAGAAGAGUCACUGUUGAACGCCUUGGCGUCUCAUCUACUUCACCAUAUCACACUUCUCCCCGAUCGGAUCCGAGAUACACAGCAGGUGUGGAGAGCAGAACAAUCGCUCAGCGAUGCAUUGCUUCUGGAUCAUAUCGUCCCCAUAGUGGAGCAGUUUUUGGCCGAACUAGGUGCUCAACGUAGUCCUGUCCAGUUGGCCACGCUCACCAUAGUCCCAGCGAACGCGAUACCUCGGGGUUCUACGAUCAGUAGCUUCGAAUAUAUGAAGCGUCGCGGAGAAGAAUGUCGAGUAGCCAGGCUCUCCAUGGAUAAAAUAAUGGAGAAAUCCAACUCUGCCACCAUUUCCACCAAUUAUCAACAUGUGAGCGAUGAUCCGAGCUGGGUCACAGGGCAGGAGUUCAACGACUGGGGGCGUUUUGAUCAGCCCAACUUCCUAACGGGAGACAAACCUAGCACGCUCUGGUGGAAAGAUGAGGAGAUGGCGCAACGUUUAGCAAGUUACCUACAGCCCAAAAGAGAACGGGUAGCAUCUAUGGAGCGCGAUUCAAUAUUUCAAACUGCAACAGGCCAAAUGGUACCAGCGAAGAAAGAGACCAGGAGUUGGGGCUGGGGCCGGACGAAAUAUGCAAGCAACCAAAAAUCCCAGGAGACGGCGACAACGUCAACACCCUCGAAUACUCUUGUCGAUGUAGAAAAAGGAGGAAUGGAUGGACAUGGUGCUGAGAUGGUGUUUACGGCUCAGGAAGUUGCAUUUCGUCAUGAAAAUGAAUUCGGUAUCUUGGAGAGCUUCCGCGGUUGGGGUAUCGUUCUAACUGUAAAGGUUAAGACUUGAUAUCCACUUCGUGUUGCAUUGAAUAAGAGACUUUGCUUCGUACUAAUCUCAUGGCUGAUAGUAUGUGGCUGAGGGGUAGAGGUGUGUGUAGGAGGG
Molecule: messenger RNA, 1225 nt
Organism: Hypoxylon fragiforme
Lineage: Eukaryota; Fungi; Ascomycota; Sordariomycetes; Xylariales; Hypoxylaceae
Exons: 1
Coding region: 230-1129 (299 amino acids)
Source: RefSeq, a predicted model, not a curated record